ACGACCGCGGCUGUUGGGUGGAUAAAUUACAAUCCAAUACCGACCGCACAAGCCGCGAGCACUUUGACCUCCAUUUUAGCACGCGGAAACAGGCCGACACCACUCUAUCAAGCUGCAUUUUCGUCGUCUCUUCUCGGCCAAUUUUUUGUCUUCCAUAGCAAUUUAUGAGAUGUCGUUAAAAUAAAAAUGGACGACGAGAAGAAGACUUCCCAAAAUGGUAACAAGCUCACAUGUUACAUGACUAAGAUAUUAUGUAAAAAACUAUAUUACUAAGAACUUACCAAUCGAGUUUAUAGCUGUCUUAUUAAUCUAUUACUAAGCCCCCUUAUGUUUUCAUUCUGCUGUCAUCGCGAAUGUCAUUUUUCAUCAUCAACAAACAACAACAGAAAAAAAAAAAAGUAUUCAGACAAAGGGACGAGCGAGAAGGAAAAGCACAGCAUCAACUUGAGCUCGAAUAUCGUCGCACACAGUCAGCUCCAGCUUGCUACGUUGAUAUCCACGCAUUUUCAAUCCAUCGACGCCUCUUUGCCUCUUGUUCUACCCUCUCCGCCCCAGUGGACCUUACUCUAGACUGGGGAUACCGAGUUCUGGACACCUUAGCAAGAUCUAUACCACAGACAGCAUAAACAUAAUGCAUCUUUCUACUCUCAUUCUACUCCCGGCUCUCGCUGCGGCACAAGAGCAGGUUCCGUUUGCGGAACGUCUCCAGGGUUGGUUCAACCAAGCCAAGGAGCUGCUGCCUACUCCAAAGGUUCCCCAGGCUGUCGCACCCGUUACCACUCCUGCUCCUCCAAAGGCUGCCGUCGUAAAGCCAAAGACCGUUGCCCAAUUCAACCCAGACAAUUGGAGGGAUAUACUUGCACCUCAAUCAAACCCACAGGAAUGGUUGAUCUUUGUCACUGGUGGUAACAAGACCUGCUAUGGACAAUGCGGACAAGCAAACCGCGCCUGGAAGGAAUCACAAAACCAGUUCGCCCUCGACUCCAAGUCUCCUAACCUUGGACGUCUUAACUGUGAAGCCCAAGGUCUUCUCUGCGCCAUCUGGUCUGUUAGCCCACCAAUGCUAUGGCACAUCCAGGUCCCCAGUACGCCAUCCAUCGGCGAAGAGAAGCCAUUGACUCCCAUUCACCCCUUCCGUCUGAAUGCUACCACUGUCACCGCCGACGAUAUCUACAAAGUACACUCCGAGAAGCUCUGGGAGAAAGAGCCUGAGCUUCAGACCAUGUUCCACCCAUUCAAUGGCCUAGCCGCCGAGUACCGCAUCAACGAGGCCGUUGGCUAUAUCAUCUACUGCCUGGGUAUGAUCCCCAGCUGGGCCAUGAUGGUCGGUAUCAGCUUUAUCAGCAGAACCAUGAUGAGCCGUAGAAUGGGCCGCCCGGGCCAAGGUCCAGGGGCUCCCGGUGGUGCCGCCCCUGCUCCCGCUCAAUAAAUACUAAGCCUAAUGCCCCUAUGCCUUUGUUCUAUUUGUUCUAAGCAGGUUAUUCCGAGGUCAGGCUGCCAACGGUACUGCCGCUUUCUACUUGUUUCCUCUUUCUCGUCCUUGGGAAAAAUUCUGGUCGGAUUAAUGUCUUUUGGGGGUAGAUAAUGGAUGGAGAUCAUUUUGUUUCUUGUUAUCUACUUGUGGUGCGAGG
This is a messenger RNA of Trichophyton rubrum CBS 118892, 1631 nucleotides long. RefSeq lists its product as uncharacterized. Lineage: Eukaryota; Fungi; Ascomycota; Eurotiomycetes; Onygenales; Arthrodermataceae. The transcript has 3 exons. The record is from RefSeq and is a predicted model, not a curated record. Bases 632 to 1429 code for a protein of 265 amino acids.